Messenger RNA from Leptinotarsa decemlineata (Colorado potato beetle), 3608 nucleotides. It is a transcript of the gene Ccapr2, whose product is annotated as cardioacceleratory peptide receptor 2. Gene Ontology annotation, molecular function: vasopressin receptor activity; neuropeptide receptor activity. Lineage: Eukaryota; Metazoa; Arthropoda; Insecta; Coleoptera; Chrysomelidae. Gene Ontology annotation, biological process: neuropeptide signaling pathway. Gene Ontology annotation, cellular component: plasma membrane. The record is from RefSeq and is a predicted model, not a curated record.
UUAGUUUGGCGCAUGUUUGGCAAUACAGUGGAUCAUCACCUGUUAAAAGGUCCAUUUUCAGAUGAUUUAACUGAAUUUCAAUCUCUUUCAGAUAUAGAGCAUGCAGGUAUACCUCCACGACAAUUUCACGAGGAUCACGAUUGCAGAAGAGCGAGCUCAAGAGGAAUCAUCCCACGUGCUAAAAUAAAGACUGUAAAAAUGACGUUCGUCAUUGUAUUCGUAUUCGUCAUAUGCUGGAGUCCUUACAUAAUAUUUGAUUUGCUACAAGUGUAUGGCCACAUUCCGAAAACUCAAACAAACAUUGCCAUAGCGACUCUGAUUCAAAGUUUGGCACCAUUGAAUUCGGCUGCAAAUCCAGUGAUUUACUGCGUGUUUUCCACACACAUCUGUGGAAAUUUGAGAAACAUACCACCCUUCACCUGGAUAUCGAGCUGCCUGUCCUUAUGUUUCCCAGCGGUCAGAGGAUCCAGGUCCUGUCUGGGAUACGGCUCUGGAGAACCACACGGCACCGUCACCACCACCCUAACGCACUCCUCGAGGAGAUCAGCUUCUGCAGCGUCCCUGAGGCACACCAUAAGGCUCCAGCCGGCGCUUCACCAUAGUAACAAAGUUGCGAUUUCUGUUGUCUAGUCAUGUUGUUGAAACAGGGUAAGGAUUUGGUAGGUUUUACCGAGGUCAGUGUGUAAAUUAGUAUAAGGCUAUUGUUUGGAAUUUGUUGUUGUUUGAAUUCGUUUGAAAGAAAUUGAACUACUCUGUACUUUCCAUCAUGAUCAGUUGAGCAAAUAUGGUUAUUGGUAUACGUAGUUUGAAAUCGAUUUGCCUUCGACUUUGUUCACUCCACUAACGGCAUGGAAAUUUCAAUACGAUAUUCCAAUGUAACGAAAAUUCUUUGCAAUGAGACGGCUCAAAAACCAAAUAAUGCUCAGGAUACCAGCCAGUUCAAAUAGAACUACUCUACAGAUACAGAUACAUGAUGUUACAACGGAACCGUGACUCUCCAUGUAGGUGAGCAUUGGACAGGCGAGCAAGGAUUAUCAGAAACACGUCAAUUUUUGUCACAAUAUUGCCCAAUUUCUAUUUGAGAUUCAUCCCCGAAACUUCAUCCCCAAAGCAUGUACUCUUUAUAUUCCACCUAGCUUUCUAGGUUAAUAGGAUCGGAAGUUGGAGAACUAGGAAGCUCCCAUUCUUGAUUCGACGUUGAAGGAAAAACAGUUGAAAUUGUUUAGUAAACGUCCAUCUCCUCUAUAGACCCUCAGUUGGAUUGUUUGGUUACUUAAAAGUCCUGAAAGGGUCCCUCACCGCCACCUCUCCAGAAUUUUCAAUUCCUAUUCAAAAAGCAAGCACCAGAUGUUGUCUUGGUUUGUCGAAGGCGGGAUAAUUAUCCUCUCUACAAACGGAGGUUCGUCUAUUCCAAAAUAAUUACCGACCGAUAACUUGCCGAAUUAUAUCUAUAAGUUGUUUUCCGACAUCUUAUAUGGACGAAUACUCUCCGCAGUUGACGCAACAUUCCAAAGCGGAUAUAACAGAUAUGGCUGACUGCAAGAAGAAUUUGCUCAUCGACAGAUUAUGACGCAGGACUCUAAAAGAAUAGGCGUAACCCCUCUAUGGACAGGAUUGAAUUUCGCAAGGCAAUAAUUACAUCUCAGGGGCUCAUCGUGCUUUCUAUUUGAUCGUUACUAGACCAAAUAGUCAUAUACCUUGGAUACCUGAUACAACUCUUAAACAUUCCUUUUACCAUAUCAUCUAACCAAGCUGAAGUUCAAAUAUAAUAGGUCACUUUCAGAAGGGGCGUGUUUCAAAAACAUUCCCUCAGGUCCCUUCUUUCCUUCCUCUCACUUCCGUCAAUAUCAUAUGCUCUGAGACCAGGGGUGUCUCUGGAAAAAACUAUCUCUAACAGUUCCAAAGAGUGGUAGAGUGGAUUUCGGAUUAAACAAAUGUGCAACGAUUCAUAUCAAAACAGGAUGAUUCGAGUAUUACGAAGAUGAGGUGCAGCUCCAAGAUGGCAGAAUCCUUCAACAUCUGAAGGCUGAAAUGAAUAUAGUGACCUUUGGGUGGAAUCCAGAAAAAAAUACAUUGUGGAACUCGUUCGCAACUCUCGGGAAAGAACACCUGCUCGCUUUUAUCCGAGUAGUAACUAAGAAGCUGUACCGACUCUACGUGAAGACCCCGAAAUUGAUGAUCCCAAAUCGUCCGUUCUCCAGUUAUACGUUCUUCCACAAGAGGAACGUCGUGGGCUUCUGAGUUUGGAAUUUUUUUAUGACAGAAUGGUUUUGGCCUGAUGACUGUAAAGUCAUCAGGAGUUCAGAUCAUCUUCUCUGCAUGGUUCGUGCAGGGGUCAAUGCAUUUCUCUUUGAAGCAGCUGCCAAAUUGGCCGAAGAAGUUGAUUUGACUUUCUAAACUGAACGAGGUGGCCAAUAUUCUAUCGGCAAGUAGAACUUUUUCAGCAAAAGACACAUGAAAGACGUAGGAAACCGUAACUCCUGCGGCUAUACAAGAAAAAGCCGAUGCAUGGGUAAUUCCUCAAUAAUAUUGACGAUCUCGGUUCAUCAAAACACCUGACCUUUGCUUUCCUCGAGGUCGAGUGAGCUGAUAUCGAAAACCGAGGGCUUCUUCAUGGUCUGUCAGGAUGGUGUCUCCAACACCUCAGUCUUCCGCAACCUCAUGAUGGCUAUGAAAGUUCCUGACAACAGGUGCAUGUGGAGCACCUGAAACCCUAAGCACUUGCUGUCGGCAUGUCCAAUAUAUGGGGUCUCUGUGUUUUUCAACUGAGAUGAAACGGUCCUGGAAAUGCUUGAUCACCAUUUUCGGUACUUCAUCAUAACUGAUGAGAUACCAAUUUUGCGUCAUGCUCCGGGGAGACUGAGAGGUGCCGAAUUUAGUGAAACUACUUCUUCCUCGCCUUCAGGCAAAUACAAGCUGAUAAUCUUAAUGUAGUUCUUCUCUCCCGGUGAAGCGAAUAUCUUUCGAAAAUAGGAGGAAACAGAGAUGAAGUAUCAAUAUUUACUACUCGAACUCCGCAAACUCUACCCAGUUGUUCGUUUUGUUGGAGUCUUUGACAGAAUUAUGCCCUCUUGAAUCUCAAAUUCAUGUUUGUUUGUCACGGCGAGGCAGAAAUCUUGGUGAAAAAAAUGCAGGAAGCAUUUUGUCUACUUAGGGCACACGACUCUUAGGCUCAAUGACAUUCACGUCACUGUAUAGAGACUGCUCCAAAUAUGUCGGAGCAUCGGGGCAAAGUCCGACAGACCUACUUGUUCACCGUUCAAAAAUGUUUCAUUUUUCUGAACUGGAUAUUCACAAUUGCCUGAUGUAUAAUAAAUAUUUCCAACAGUGCUCUUGGUAUAACAAACAUUCAUGGUUCACCCUCUAUCAUUUUGAAAAUUUUCACAAUAACAAGAUUGACCUUUCAAAGAAUUCUUGAAAUGACUGUAUUUUCAGCUCCUUACAUAGAGAGUUCUGUUUACCCGUUUUCCUUAAUUAAUUCAAAGAUGUCGUGAAUAUAGUUGCCUUAUACUAAUUUAUGGUGUUAUCCCUCUGGAGACCUGGCAAACUGGGAAUCCGCUCCCAACUUAACCGGGAAAACCGAAUGUCGUUGUUAUGUGGAGUGAAUU